AUGGAUUCAGGAACCGAUUGGCUGUGUGAGAUUCUGCAAAAUGUUCAACUCGAACAAUUUUAUUUGCCAAUUCGAGACCAGUUGCAAAUAACAAGGCUAGCUCACUUCGAUUAUGUACACACCGAGGACCUUGAAAGAAUAGGAAUUAGUAAGCCAGGUAUUCGACGGCUGCUAGAUGCUGUGCGAAAAAAGAAAUUGCAACUGUGGAACCGUAAAUUCUGGCAUAAACUCUUUGGCUCUUCUGGUUCUGUACAUAAGGAUAAAUUAGAGACAACUCUAAGACCACAACCGCAGGCAGAAGCAAGGACUACUUGUAUUAUAUUAGAGAAAGAUAUUGUAUUACAUAAUGAAUUAGGUAAAGGAUCAUUUGGGGUUGUAAGAAGAGGGGAAUGGAAGGUAUCAGAAUCAAGUCAAACGAUAGCAGUCGCUGUUAAAGUACUAAAAGCAGAUGCAUUCACUCAACCGGGGAUAUAUGAUGACUUUCGCAGAGAAGUCGAGGCUAUGCACAGUUUGAAACAUCCUAAUCUGAUCAAGCUUCACGGGGUCGUCUUUCAUCCUCUGAUGAUGGUUUGCGAAUUGGCAACAAUGGGUGCUUUGCUCGACUACAUACGGGCCCAAAAUGGGAAAGUGUCAUUAAACUACAUAUCGAAGUGGUCCGGGCAAGUCGCUGCUGGUAUGGCUUAUUUGGAAAAAAGCAGAUUUCUUCACAGAGAUCUCGCUUGUAGGAACAUAUUGCUGUCUAGUUUGGACCUGGUAAAAAUUGGUGAUUUCGGUCUGAUGAGAGCCUUGCCCGAUGCUGAUGAUUGCUACGUGAUGAGCGAACGACGCCGGGUACCAUUUCCCUGGUGUGCUCCCGAGUCUUUGAGAUCUCGCCAAUUCUCGCACGCAUCUGAUGUUUGGAUGUUUGCUGUUGCUCUAUGGGAGAUGUAUACAUUUGGUGAUGAACCCUGGAUAGGAUUGAACGGUUCUGAAAUCCUUCGACUGAUAAUGCGCGAAGGUCAACGCCUCUCCCCUCCGUCCGCAUGCCCCCCGGACGUCUACAUGCUGAUGAUGCAGUGUUGGGACCUGAAUCCCAAAGAGCGGCCCACGUUCUCUGGGAUAUUGCAGUAUAUGGAGGCGAAUAAGUUCGAGACAGCUAUUGCAGAUCUUAGUUACAGAAAGCAAGGCCAGUUGACAAUAGAAGCGGGCGACGCUAUUAUCCUCAUCGACAAACGUCCCGAGCUGCACUGGUGGAAGGGGCAAAGCCAACGCUCGCUGGAGGUCGGAUUGUUUCCUAGUACAAUAGUGAGCGUCUCGAAGAAUAAAAAUGUGCAAGCUAUCAAGAAAGCACAGACAUUAUCACCGAGUAGAAGAAAUUCCACUCAAAGUCCCGUGGUUCCAGUGACGUCAGACGAUUCAGAUAUUAUCCUGCGCAAGCGCAGAACGAUCGAAUCAACACAACCGUCUACAACUCGAGCUGGGAACAGCGCCAGUAAACACUUCAACUACAACAAGCUGAUCAACGACAGAACUCUUCUGCAGAACGACAGGCUCGCUAGGGCGGCUAGGGAUAAUCAAUCUAAGAGUUUGAGUCAAGUUAAGGAGGAUCUAUUAAUCGACCUGGAUCUACCACCGGCCACGAGCCGCACGCCCAGCAAGCCGCCAUCUACACAGAACCGGUCCUUACUAGAUGAACCAAUCGAUGUACCUGAAGUUGGAAUUCAAGAGGCCAGCGACUGGGGUCAGCAAAGUAUAGAAAGCCUUCCCGCAUAUCAAACUAACACUCAAAAUCUACCGAACCUCUAUGGUGCUAAAUCUCUCGACAGCCUCAAUGUCCUAGCGUCGUGUAGCACAUCGACGAGAAACGACCCCUUCGACACGACACAAGUCUGGCCUACCGCCAGGCCGUAUGACACACGACCCAACUAUGACAUUAACAUAACAGAUACUCAAAUAGAAUCUCAAUAUUCCAAUAACGAUAUUAACACGCAAUUAUACAACAACGCCGUUAGUUCUAGUAAUUCAUACAUACAAAAUACCUCGCACGCUCUCUCUGACUUGAGCGUAACCAACACUCUUGCACAAAUCUCCUUAGACGAUAGAAUAUCUGACUCGCUGAAUCUCAGAAGUAAGAACACUAACUAUGAUAAUAUCUACGUCAAUAGUGCGCAUAAAAAUGGUUCUUCCGUGUCCGGAUCGCUCGAGGUUAAAGACGACUUUCCCGUGUACAACAAUUACAGCCUGAACCCCGAACAGCAGUUCGCAUUGGAAACAAAGGACUAUUACACAAAGUUCUCGACGCCGGCGAGCCAAGUGUCAAGUAACUAUGAGAAGAAUAUAUACGUGCCGAAUGACGAGGGUGAGAAGUUGAAGAACUUCAGCGAACGCUUGGAGAACUCGAAGAAUUACUCGGCGUUGAAGUAUCAGAAUGUGGACAUGGGGUACGGUUAUGGGUACGCUUCGACGUCCAGAACGGGUUACGAUGAAGUGAACGAUGCAGACAGUAAUGUGUACAGUGAAAUUAAUGAGGGUAGUCGGUAUUAUUCGCAGGCCACAUAUGCUAACGCGCUGUUAUAUGAUGAGGUGUAUGAGCCGACUCCGCGGCCGCACCGACCAGCGCCACCUUGCCCCUCGAAACCGAAAUGA
Messenger RNA from Leptosia nina, 2625 nucleotides. The record is from the annotation of a GenBank genome assembly. Lineage: Eukaryota; Metazoa; Arthropoda; Insecta; Lepidoptera; Pieridae.